UUACUUAAUUAGGUGGGCCUAAGCAAACUGACAAGACAUAUCAAAGCACUUGAAAAUUAUUCCCAAUAACGAUGGCGAAGAAAACGAACUACAAGCUGAGCGAGCGCAACUUGGACAUCCGUGCGGACAAGGCGUUCGUGGACGGUCUGCUGAAGGACCUUAGCUUGGACGCUGGCCCACAGGCUCGCGGCGUUCUCCUGGACCUGACUUACACCUUGGCAAGGGACAAGCUGGUGGAGGCCCACCGCUUCACCAAGAUGGCGAGCCGCACCAACGUGAGUGCCGAGGAUCUGAAGAUGACGGGGCUGGAGAAGGACCGUCAGCAGAGUCAGAGCGAGGACCCGAGCAAGCGUCCCACGCAGCCCCUGGCCAAGCCCACCAGCCAGAAUGCUGGCCUGUCCCUGCCGCGUUUGGGCGGGGGAGCAGUGCUGCCCACCUCGCGCAACUAUCAGGUGGGCGUGAAGGCCGUUCUGAAGGACAACAACACUCAGGGGGCCAAGCCGAAGCAGAGGAUCGGUGUGCCGGCUAAGCCGGUGGCUCCUGCUGCCAGUCCUUUGGUGAAGGCCGUUCUGAAGGACAAUGGCACUCAAGGAGCCAAACCGAAGCAGCGGAUCGUAAAGCCAGCGCAGCCGGGGACUCCUUCUGCCAGUCCUUCAGUGAAGGGCAUUUUGAUGGACAAAGGCAAUCAAGGGGCCAAACCGAUGCAGGGGAUCGGUAUGCCGGCCAAGGUGGUGGUACCUGCUGACGCUCCCUCUACUACCGGAGCUUCCGUGGAGAACACUCAAGGCGCCAAACCGAAGCGUAGGACCGGAAAGCCGGCCAAGUCGGUGGAAUCAGGUGUCAUUUCUUCCACUUUCGCUGCUUCCGUGGAGAACAUUCCGAAAGACAAUAGCACCCAACUGGCUAAGCCAAAGCGUAGGAUCGGAAAGUCGGCUAAGGCGGUGGAGCCUACUGACACUCCUUCCACGUCUGCUGCUCCCAAGAAGGACAUUCAAGGGGCCAAGCCGAAGCGUAAGACUGGGAAGACGGCUAAAUCGGUGGCAUUUGCCGACCCUCCUUCCAGUUUCUCGGCUGUCACUCCUUACACUUCCGCUGCUUCCAGAUCUUCCGCGAAGGACAUUCAAGGGGCCAAGCCGAAGCGCAGGAUCGGAAAGCAGGCUAAGUCGGUGACACCUGCUAAUACUCCCAACCCUUCCAGUUCCGCUGCUUCCGUGAAGGACAAUCCGAAGGAAAAGAGCACCCAAGGGGCCAAACCCAAGCGCAAGAUCGGAAAGCAGGCUAAGUCGGUGGUACCUGACACUUCUUCCGCUUCCAUUGCUUUUACCCCAUCCACUUUCGCUGCUGGCAGUCCUUCCAGGCCUUCCACUUCCGCUGCCGCCUUUCCCUCCACUCCUUCCAUUUCCGCUGCUGCUGCCUUUCCUUCCACUCCUUCUAUUUCCGCUGCUGCCUUUCUUUCCACUCCUUGCACUCCCGUUGGCCGUCCUCCAAUAAGCACUCCGCGGGUCUGCAAAACGCCACGCAUCAGAAUUAUCCAUAAGAAGUAGGCUAUGAAUGAUAUCACCUUAUUAUACGCCUAAUGAUACUUUCCCGAUUUAAUAAACAUCUCAAGCUAUUUGUUAGCUA
Messenger RNA from Drosophila biarmipes, 1623 nucleotides. Its product is annotated as sialidase-like. The coding region runs from base 72 to 1544 and encodes 490 amino acids. The record is from RefSeq and is a predicted model, not a curated record. Lineage: Eukaryota; Metazoa; Arthropoda; Insecta; Diptera; Drosophilidae. The transcript is spliced from 2 exons.